AUGCUCAAUGUUGUGCUCGCAGGGGGACGGGGAGGCAAGUCGUCCCUGUCAAUUUCUGAAGCUCUUGCUCACAUAUGUGUGGGAAAGGAAAUAUCAGACGCUCUGCUGGAGAGAGGAAACGCCAGGGUCACCGUCUUCACGAGGAAAUCGGCUCACAAAGCAGCUGGCCAGGCAUCCGAGAAUGAUGAUGCUGACCAAGGCAAUGGCCCCAACUAUAGGGUCGUAGAGGUGGACUACCUCGACACGGACGAAUUAGUGCUCAACCUGAAAGGCGUCGACGUUGUCUUGAGCUUUGUGCUGGACUAUGAGAACCGGGUGCAAAAGGCUCUUAUCAACGCAUGCGUGUUGGCCAAGGUCAAGAGAUUUGCGCCAAGUGAAUGGGUCUGGGGCAACUACUCUGGCAUCGAGCUAUUCAAGUACAAGGACGAGAUACGACAAUACCUGGAGCACCUCAACGCUCGGGAAACCGUGCUCGAGUACUGUCUCUUCCAGCCCGGCAUGUUCAUGAACUACCUGAGCUUCCCCAAGCCGUCGGCGGAGCACCUGCACCCCUCGCCGAUUCCCAUCGACAUUCAAAACUGCAAGGCUCUGGCGCUGAAGGGCGAAGAGCCACAUGUUGUCUUCACCACCGUCCAGGAUCUGGCCAGAGUGGUCGCUCUCGCCGUCGAAUAUGAACAGCCCUGGCCGCCGGUUGGCCAUAUUCAGGGCUCGAGGACCACUAUACAAGAUCUCGUCAAAUUGGGAGAGGAAAUCCGAGGAAAACCGUUCCAAACAUACUCAAUUCCUCGGGAGGACGUCGAGCUCGGGAAGCUGGAAAGUCCGUGGAUCCCUCGCAUCAUCCACUCCUCAAUACCGCCGGAAAAGAUCGAAGAAAUGAGCAGACAAUUGGCCACCAAUUGGCUUUUAGCUGCCUCUCGAGGCUGUGUCGACAUGUCGCCAACCUGGAACCGUCUCCUACCUGAGUUCAAACCAACUACGGUCGAGGAGUUUCUCAGAGAGCAUUUUUCAGCUGAUUGA
Molecule: messenger RNA, 1017 nt
Organism: Fonsecaea pedrosoi CBS 271.37
Lineage: Eukaryota; Fungi; Ascomycota; Eurotiomycetes; Chaetothyriales; Herpotrichiellaceae
Exons: 4
Coding region: 1-1017 (338 amino acids)
Source: RefSeq, a predicted model, not a curated record